Messenger RNA from Populus nigra (black poplar), 2261 nucleotides. Its product is annotated as beta-fructofuranosidase, insoluble isoenzyme CWINV1-like. Gene Ontology annotation, biological process: carbohydrate metabolic process. The transcript is spliced from 6 exons. Bases 286 to 1857 code for a protein of 523 amino acids. Gene Ontology annotation, molecular function: hydrolase activity, hydrolyzing O-glycosyl compounds. NCBI's taxonomy places the organism in Eukaryota, Viridiplantae, Streptophyta, Magnoliopsida, Malpighiales, Salicaceae. The record is from RefSeq and is a predicted model, not a curated record.
AAGCAAUGGAAUUGAAGUUGAAGCCUCGGAGAAUAAUGGAUGCCAGAAUUUUCAGCCUCACACGGUUAUGAUGCAAGAAAAGCAGUCAUAUAGAACCUCCUUUCACUUCCAACCACAAAGAAAUUGGCUUAAUGGUAUAAAUAUUUACUCUUUUUUUCUUUUUCCUUGUCAAUUUUAUUCAUUUAUUGUGUUCCUUUCCUUCUUUCUUUAUGUGUCUAUGUAUUCUGAAGACGGGUUUUAAUCUUUGUGUUUAACAUGUUACAUGAACUGGUUGCUGAUGAAUAAAUGAUGCCUAUGAUCACACCAGACCCUAAUGGGCCAAUGUGGUAUAAGGGGGUUUAUCAUUUAUUUUACCAAUACAAUCCAUAUGGAGCAUUGUUUGGUGAUUUUAUGAUAUGGGCGCAUUCUGUAUCAUAUGAUCUCAUCAACUGGAUUCAUCUCAAUCAUGCCCUUUGCCCAACAGAACCAUAUGACAUCAACAGUUGCUGGUCUGGUUCUGCUACAAUUCUUCCUGGGAAAGGACCUGUCAUUUUAUACACUGGAAUUGAUGCUAACCAUUGUCAGGUUCAGAAUAUGGCAAUGCCAAAGAAUCUGUCUGAUCCAUUUCUUGAAGAAUGGAUAAAAUUUGCUCAAAAUCCUAUCAUGACACCUCCUGAUGGUGUUGAAGGGAACAAUUUUAGAGAUCCUACAACAGCUUGGUUGAGUCAUGAUGGAAAAUGGAGCGUGAUCAUUGGAAGCUGGAACAAUAAUCAAGGAAUGGCAAUUCUGUAUCAAAGUGAAGAUUUUUUUAACUGGACUAAGUACCGAGAUCCUCUAUAUUCAACUGAAAGAACUGGGAUGUGGGAGUGCCCGGACUUUUAUCCUGUGUGUGUUAAUAGCACAGAUGGAGUAGAUACUUCUGUCCUGAAUGCGGGUGUUAAACAUGUGAUGAAGGCAAGCUUCAAUUCUCAUGACUAUUACAUGAUUGGUACUUAUGUCCCAGAGAUGGAAAAAUUCAUUCCUGAUAAUGACUUUACCAGUACCGGUAUGGACUUGAGGUAUGACCAUGGAAAAUUUUAUGCUUCAAAGACAUUCUUUGACAGUGUCAAGAAUAGGAGAAUCUUAUGGGGUUGGGUAAAUGAGUCUGAUAGCAUAGAAGAUGACAUGGACAAAGGAUGGUCUGGACUUCAGUCUAUUCCUAGGCACAUUUGGUUGGAUAGGAGUGGAAAGCAAUUAGUGCAGUGGCCCAUUGAGGAAAUCAACAAACUACAUGGCAAGAAAGUCAGUUUCCUUGAUAAGAAAAUUGAUAGUGAGUCAAUAUUUGAAGUUCAAGGCAUUACUGCUGCACAGGCAGAUGUGGAGGUUGUUUUUGAGUUGCCAGAACUGCAAGAGGCUGAGUUCUUGAACCUUACUGCAGUUGAUCCUCAGCUACUUUGUUCUGACGCAAAUGCAUCAAUCAAAGGCAGAUUGGGUCCAUUUGGUUUAUUAACUUUAGCAUCGAAGGACUUAACUGAACAAACUGCGAUUUUCUUCCGGAUAUUUAAAGGCCUGAAAGGAUAUGUAGUACUCAUGUGCAGUGAUCAAAGCAGAUCUGCUCUUCGAGAUGAGGUCGAUAAAACCACAUAUGGAGCUUUCAUAGAUAUCGACCCUCAGCGUGAAAAUAUUUCAUUAAGAAGCUUGAUUGAUCACUCCAUUAUUGAGAGUUUUGGUGGGGAAGGGAGAGCUUGCAUCACCAAUAGAGUUUAUCCUAAGUUGGCUAUUCAUGAAGAAGCUCACCUGUUUAUAUUUAACAAUGGAACCCUGAGCGUGACGAUCUCUAGUCUGAAUGCUUGGAGCAUGAACAAAGCCCAAAUCAAUCACAAAGAAAACUUCAUUUAAAAAGGAAGGAGCAUCGCAUGGCCUCUGCAGUCUGCUAUAGUGUCUUGAGUGCAAUGGAUGUAAGAUCUUUUGGCUGGUAUAGGUGUCUUUACAGCCAAUGAGUUGGCUGAUUUACCAUCCAAUCUACUUUGUUUUUAAUUUUUAUGUCUCCGGGGCUUCUAUACUUGGAGAAGAUCAAUGUAUUCUCUUUUGUGCUUGCUAAUGUCAUUUACCCUUAAAAGCUGAAACAGAGAAGAGAAAUAGAAGUUUACCAAUGGUCCUAUCAAAAAAACUGCAAUGAUGUCAGCUACCUUUCGAAGCUUUAUGCUUCUUAGACAUCUAGAUUUGAGUUUUUCUAAUUCUUCAUUCAUUGUAUAUCAAGAGAUUCAAAUUCGAAACAAGCUAAUCUUGUUUUUUUAUCCGCA